AUGCACUCCCAUCCUACACGUGCAUCAGGAGCUGGCUACAUUUCAAAGAUACACGACCUGCAGCGCGUACUGAAAGUUGGCUAUGGAGAAUUUGUUUCUCAUCUAACAAUCUGCAUUCCGACUGUGCACUUUCUUGGUCGUUCCCGUGUUUGCCGACAAGAUGGCGCUGCUGACUCAGAAUAGCGGCAGCUACAUAUCACAGAUUACUAUUGAGAUACGCGACACGAGCGAGGUAUGCGAUAAUGGUGGUUCAUACGAAGUAAGAGUUCAAACGGUAUAUCCCAUGGUGAACUCGUUUAUCCUCGUGUUGGUUGGAUUUGCACCAAAUGCCGAGCUGUACAGGGUUUCCAGCAGCACACCCACCGACGCAAGCGUAACAUACAAAAUGUCCAGGCUGCUGGUGAACAUGCUCAAGCAGCAUAGGUAUAUCAGUGGCGCCAGUGGUUUUUCUGAAUGACAGUCAAGGGGCACAGAGGUGGAGACACAUGGGCUCAGGAUUAGCAUACUCUUGUGACGACUAUACGGAGUGGCCGCCACUCUCAUAGGGGCGUUUGUGUUUGGUAUUCUUGAGAAUCAAUGUCA
This is a messenger RNA of Linderina pennispora, 582 nucleotides long. RefSeq lists its product as uncharacterized. The record is from RefSeq and is a predicted model, not a curated record. Lineage: Eukaryota; Fungi; Kickxellomycota; Kickxellomycetes; Kickxellales; Kickxellaceae. The transcript has a single exon. Bases 161 to 457 code for a protein of 98 amino acids.